Cololabis saira (Pacific saury) is the source of this 1353-nucleotide messenger RNA. RefSeq names its product acidic leucine-rich nuclear phosphoprotein 32 family member B-like. Bases 116 to 868 code for a protein of 250 amino acids. Gene Ontology annotation, cellular component: nucleus. The transcript has 7 exons. Lineage: Eukaryota; Metazoa; Chordata; Actinopteri; Beloniformes; Belonidae. Gene Ontology annotation, molecular function: histone binding. Gene Ontology annotation, biological process: regulation of apoptotic process. The record is from RefSeq and is a predicted model, not a curated record.
UUUGAACCGGCGGGAACUUGACGCGGCUCCGCGUGUUGAUGCGGUAAAAGGCUCGUUGGUGAAACAAGUUUCCAGCAGCAGCGGAGACCCCGAACUCAGGCAGAAACACACGAAAAUGGAGAUGCAGAAACGGGUCUCUCUAGAGCUGAGGCAUCGGUCGCCGUCGGAGGUGCAGGAGCUGGUCCUGGACAACUGUCGCUCCAGCGAGGGGAAGAUCGAGGGAAUCACGGAGGAAUUCUCCAACCUGGAGCUGCUGAGCCUCAUCAACGUGGGCCUGACCAGCGUAGCAGACAUCCCCAAGCUGGCCAAACUCAAAAAGCUGGAGCUGAGCGACAACAGGAUAUCGGGCGGGCUGGAGGUUCUGGCGGAGCGGCUGGUGAACCUGACGCACCUGAACCUCAGCGGGAACAAGUUCAAGGACAUCAGCACGCUGGAGCCGCUGAAAAAGCUUCCCCAGCUGAAGAGUCUGGACCUGUUCAACUGCGAGGUGACCAACCUGGGCGACUACCGGGGCUCCAUCUUCAAGCUGCUGCCGCAGCUCACCUACCUCGACGGAUACGACAUCGACGACUGCGAGGCCUCCGACUCCGACGGGGAGGGAGACUGUGUGGACGACGAGGACGAGGAAGAGGGAGAAUCGGAGGACUUUGAGGAGGAGGAAGACGAGGAUGAGGAAGACGUGGUGGCUGAGGAAGACGACGACGAUGACGACAGCGCCGACGAUGAGGACGGAGAGGUGAACGGAGACGUGGACAGUGAAGACGACGAUGACGACGACGACGAUGACGAUGACGACGAGGAGUCGUCUCCGGCCAAAGGCGAGAAGAGAAAGCGAGAACCGGACGACGAGGACAACGAAGACGAGUGACGGUCCACGGAGGAAUCUGCGACCCCCUCCGACCUCCGGCCCCCCCGCCCUCGUUCCUGCCCCUCAUCCCCCCCCCCCCCCCACCCUGCCCCCGUCUCCCCGUCUCCCGGUCUCUCUGGAGUCGGCCGGGGCUCAAACCUCCGGCUCUCCCCCCCUCCCCCGUCCCCCCCCCUCCCCGCGGCCGAGCGCUCAGGGCAAAACCGUGUUCUGUCUUUUUUUGGCAACAGAGCUUUUUAAAAAAUGCAUAUUUUUUCAGAGAAUUGUUUUUUUUGUUUACUCUUGUAUGUUUGUCGUGGGACACGUCUCUCUCUCUCUCUCUCUCCGUCUCUCCCUCCGUCUUCACCUCUCUCCGAGAGACUCACCCGUUCCUUCACACUUACACUGAAAAGAUUUUCUUUCUCUUUUUUUUCUUUUUUUUUUUACUCUGUAAGUUAAAUGGAAAAAAACAUGCAAAAAGGAUUUGUAAAUAAAAUCUUAACAUUUUG